This is a messenger RNA of Sardina pilchardus (European sardine), 1520 nucleotides long. It is a transcript of the gene hoxa9b, whose product is annotated as homeobox A9b. Gene Ontology annotation, molecular function: RNA polymerase II cis-regulatory region sequence-specific DNA binding; DNA-binding transcription factor activity, RNA polymerase II-specific. Bases 69 to 875 code for a protein of 268 amino acids. Gene Ontology annotation, biological process: DNA-templated transcription; regulation of transcription by RNA polymerase II; embryonic skeletal system morphogenesis. The transcript has 2 exons. The record is from RefSeq and is a predicted model, not a curated record. Gene Ontology annotation, cellular component: nucleus. Lineage: Eukaryota; Metazoa; Chordata; Actinopteri; Clupeiformes; Clupeidae.
UGUGUGCGUUUUACGGUGGGUGUGUUCGCCCGGUUCGGUCGCGGUGGUGUUUUUUAGAUGCUUUUGUGAUGUCGACGUUAGGGGCACUGAGUUACUACGCUGAUACGCACAUUACGCACGACGCCGAUGAUCAUUUGGCGUCGCGGUAUUCCUCGGGAGCCGCUCUGCACCAGGCGACGAGACAGCUCGCCCUUACCGAGUAUGGCGACCAUACGGAGCCGUGCCCGUUUCAGGCCAAAUCCGCCGUUUUCGGGGCACCGUGGAGUUCCGUUGCUGAUUCAGCGCUCCGUGCCACCUCCUCGAGCGCGUAUCAUCCGUAUCAUGCGCACCAGCCGUGCCCUCCCGGGGAUGGCGACGGGAUGGCUCUGCGCGCGUGGACUCUGGAACCGGUAUCCGCGUCGCUGUCAUACUCGGGAUUAGCCACGAACGUCCAUCACGACAUCAAACCGGAGCCGUUAUCCGGUGGCAACGGCUGCACCACUCUGGAGCCACCGACGACGCUGGGUGCUGACAUCGAAGAAGACGGUUGUCUAGCGGAGAAGGAGACAGGGCAGCGCGACACCGGAUCGGGUUUUCCGCUCUGCAACGCGGAGAAAAGUGCCGUCGCUACCGACGAGAAACCAGACGUCGAGCCAAAUAAUCCCGCGUCCAACUGGCUCCACGCGAGCUCUACCCGGAAGAAGCGGUGUCCGUAUUCCAAACACCAGACGCUCGAGCUGGAGAAGGAGUUCCUCUUUAACAUGUACCUCUCACGCGACCGCCGAUACGAGGUGGCGCGCGUGCUCAACCUCACCGAGAGGCAGGUGAAAAUCUGGUUCCAAAACCGCCGAAUGAAGAUGAAGAAGUGUAACAAAGAACGACCCAAACACCACUGAGCUCGCGGAGGGCAGUUGGACAGACAGACAGAGAGAGACAGAGAGAGAGAGAGAGAGAGCGAGAGCCGUUUGGGACUGUGGACAGCUUUAGCUCAUGUCGAGUUCUCCCGCACCGUGGAAUGUCACUACACUAAGGCCCCGUAGGCCGGGCUAACGUUUCCCGGGCCACGGGGGUCUUGGGUUGAUGUGUGCUUGGUGUUUCUGCGCACAGGCUUUCUGUGGAUUUCCGUUACGUGAUAUCUGGUAGCUGCUGUUGUUGUUUUUAAUGUUCGUUUGUUCCGUUUUCGAACCAGCCACUGACUUGGUUGAGGAUUCCCGUUCUUGUGUUCAGGGAGUGUAGUUUGUGAUGCAACAUGGUCUCUAUUUAAUGCCCUUUACUGCAUGUUCGUUUGCCCCUACUGUCUCUUGUGUAGUUUUGUGAUUUUGGUGUUAUGUGUUGACUACCUAUGUUUUUUAACUACCUACUUGCAUCAAGAGUCUUGAAGAAAUGUCGGAGACUUUGUGAGUUUGAAUUUACAUGUUUUUGUAUUGAUGCAGAACUUAAAUUCUGUGAGAUUUUUUAAAGCGUAUAGCACUGGACACAUAGAAAGUACCUCAUUGAAUUAAUGUUAUUUUGACUCAAGGCAAAGGUCAGUUAUUGAAAAA